This is a messenger RNA of Talaromyces rugulosus, 1701 nucleotides long. RefSeq lists its product as uncharacterized. Gene Ontology annotation, molecular function: protein binding. NCBI's taxonomy places the organism in Eukaryota, Fungi, Ascomycota, Eurotiomycetes, Eurotiales, Trichocomaceae. The record is from RefSeq and is a predicted model, not a curated record. The transcript has 2 exons. Bases 1 to 1701 code for a protein of 566 amino acids.
AUGGCGACUUCUCAACAGCAGUUCAGUGAUACUAUUAAGCAGCUACUCCAAGGGAUAUUCCAAGCUCUAUUUGAUUAUAGGCUUCGCGAUCUCCCCCCCCGGAAGAUUAUAACCAUCUCGUUACAAGAUUGGUCACAAGUAAGUCGAAGGGCUCCUGACACUCAAGACGUGCUACCAAAUAAACUGAACUAUGAAAGACUUCCUGGAAACCUUCGAUGGGUACAAGAUGAGGUAGAAAUUUGGUUCCUUGAACGGAAAGUAAGACAGGAAACCGCAUGUCUUUAUUUCGUCAUGCAAGAGGGCGUGAGUAGUCUGUUUCCUACAAACUGCAACUUGGAACAACUUUGCAACAAGGACGAACGCGGAGAGACUAUAAUCAAACCUCUUUAUUAUCUGGAGAAGGCUUGCUACCUAGCGUUUCUGUGUGGUGGACGAGAAGGAAUAAAGAAUGCACUAGAUCAUGCAGGGCCAUUGUGGCCAGAAUUUGCUCAGAACAGCCUGAUCGUGGCCGCCUUUAUCGGUGAGGAAGGCCUCAUUCGUUGGCUGCUAGAAAAAAAUGUAAAUGCGAGAGAGGAUAUCAAUACCAGGUCCAAACUAUUUGGAACUGCACUACUUGCCGCCGUUUUGAACUGCAGCAGCAGAAUCGCCAGCCUCUUACUCAACUGCGGUGCUCGUCAACAUGGCAUGGAUGACCUGUUUGGUUGGGCGGUGAUGAAAAAUGAUGUUGAAAUGGUCCAGCUGCUUCUCAGUUAUAAGCACCUGGACCCAAACAAACAUUUUGGCCCUGGAGUUGACCCGGUUCUUUUCAUUGCUUGCAAACAUGGCUUUUCUGAUAUGGUGCAAGUGCUCUUAAACGACCCGCGGAUCGACCCAUACCAACCAACCCAUUUUGGCAUGACUCCUCUUUUGGCCGCCCGUAGAAGUGGCAAUGAACAGACAAUGAUGAUAAUUCACGGCCGAGGCGUCACCGAUCUAUAUUCUGUUCCGAUAUAUCAACCCAAUCCAGAUGAUUGCCCGUUGCUUAGAGCUGCAGCAAUGGGACAAGACGACACUGUGAAGCUGCUAUUACAACGGCCAGAUCUAGACCCGAACCUUGAAUCCCGUGGCGGUCUAACGCCGCUGAUGGUGGCUGCUAGGAAUAAUCAUGAAGAUGUCAUUGAUUCCUUGUUAAAGUCUGAUAGGGUAGAUCCAAACAUGCGCUGCUGGAAACAUGGUACCGUGCUUAUAUCUGCUGCGGAGAGAGGUCAGACUCGCAUUGUGGAGAUGCUGCUUCAGCGCAAAGAUAUUGAUGUGAACAUUGAUAAUCAAAAAGUGAUAGCACAUGCAGCAAUCAACGGCCACGAAGGAUGUUUUGACCUGCUUGUCGAACGAAUUGAUCCUAAAAUUAUGAAAGGCGAAUUGGGGAAGCGUGGGUUCCUUCUGAAUGUCGUUAAUCGGAGGAUCAUGUUGAAACUGCUCGACCGUUUCCCACAAUUGAAGAUCAACAAGCGCGGGGCCCAGGAUGGCCGCACACUCUUGAUACACGCUUGCGUUCACCGCAACAUUGGCCUAGUUGAACAGCUAUUAGAACGCGGCGCGGACCCUGAAAUGAGAAAUUAUAGUGGCCGCAAUGCGCUGGAUUACGCCCGAAAGGAAAAUCUGGGAGAAUAUGUGGAACUUCUUCAGAGGUACCAGAGUGGCCAUAGUAGCGCUGGGGCUUAA